UAUAUAUAUAUAUAUAUAUAAACUGAUGGAGUAGAUCAUUAUUAUCUAGUCUUUGUGCCUUAAAAUGAUAUUCUUUUGUUUUUAUAGAUUAUUUUGUUAUUAGUUUACACAUAUUACAAAUAUUUUAUUGUCACUGAUCUCUUAUCUGGUUGCUGUUCUAAACUGUAGAUGAAGCAUUUAUUGAUUUAUAAUCCAGUUUGCUGAUAUUUGUCAGUGUUUUGAUGUUUGAGCUUUUCCUACACAAGCCAUGUUACAGCUGGAAACCAUCAUCUGUGUGAAGUAGAAGGAUGAGCGCUUCUUUUCAGCUUUGUCUCUGAAUCUUGGCCAAGUAUUAAAGAAAAUAUGAACAAGGGAAGAAGAGUAUUUUUUUUUUUUUUCUGAACCUUCCUGAGAAACUGAUGUGAUCAAGAUGCCAUUGUUUAUAGGUUAAUAUGUAAUUUUCCAGUGUAAAGAAGAAAUAGUCAUGGAAGGUCCAGCACUUCAGUGAUGAUGGAAGUCUUGUGCUCCACUAUCUGCCUGGCCAACAGGAAUCACCCCAAGUCUUGACACUUCUAUGAAAGGCCACUAUCUAUUUGCCCAAUGCUUGUAUUCAGGGUUUGAGAUUAACUUGUCCCCUCCUUUCUUCAUAUCUAUUGCAAUGCUCAUAUUCAGGGUUUGAAAUGAAUGUGUGCCCUCAUGUUCUCAUGUUCAUUCUUAAAUCCAACUUGGUCUCAGAAUGUGAUGAUAAUAAUGAUUUUAAUAAUAAUAAUGAAUAAUAAUAAUAAUAAUAAAGAUAAUAAUAAUAAUAAUAUUAAUAAUAAUAAUAAUAAUAAUAAUAAUAAUAAUAAUAAUAAUAAAUGAGUAUACCUAUACAGAAUGUUGAGAGAUGAUGAUGCCCACAGCAUUAGCAUGAGGGCUCAACAGGUGGCCAGUUAGAUAGAGAAACAGACCAACAAUUCCAGACAAUAUCAGCAGUUAGCAGAGCAGCAGCUGCAGCCCUUGGUGAAGCAGUUAUCCCUGUGUUGCUUCUCCUUCACACAGGCAACACUUCCUGCAGAAAUGCCCUGAUGAUCUGCCACAACAAGAAUGUUCAGAAUUUUGACCACAGGAAGCAACACUCGGGUAAAAUACUUCAAGAGGAUACUGAUGCCAGAUGAGACACAAACACCACCAGGAAUUUGGUGAGGAACCUCUUGGAACAUUCUCAUGAAUGAGGAACACUGGGACCUAUGAGGAACACUGACCUUUUAUCAGAAGUCUCGGCGUAGCAUGGAACCCAGAUGUUGUCAACAGCAUCACAAAAGUACCAAGAAAUUGCACCAGGAUUUGUUCUUGAAGAGAAUUUGGGUUGAUGCUAUUAGCUGCCAAGUAGAAUGUGUGGAGGGCAGUAAAUCGGAGGUAAUAGGAGUUAUGGUAUUGUUCAGGUGGGCUUCAUCUGUGCAGGUUGUCCUUUCCCAUCCUCUCAUUUUGGACAUCAUUCAGGCAGACUUGCUCAUCAGCAGAGUUAAAGAUAAGGCCAUUGAAGAUAACCGAGGAUCGAGAGGAGGCAAAAGUGUGAUGCGUCCCAUCAAGGUAGUGACCUCCAGUGCCAGAGAAGACUGCAGGGUGGAGAAGAGGGAAUACAAACACUUUGAAGUGCCACGUGUGUGGUAUAGUCUUCCCUCCCUCUUAUUUAAUGCGACGUCUCUGGCCAACAAGAUGGACAAGUUGAUUGUGAUGGUGAGAUCUACUUGUGUGGACAUUGUGGCAGUUACUGAGGCGUGGCAGAUUGUUCCUGAGGUGUGCACGAUGCAGGACUACCAGCUCUACCAUCACCUCAGGUCAGGACAGAAGUGGGGGGGGAGUGGCCAUUUUCUGCCGCUCUGCCCUCAGCCCCUCACACCUCCCUGUCAAUAUUCCUGCCGGUGUGGAGGCCCUGUGGGUGAGAGUUAUGCCCCCCUCCCAUCCCAGCAACACAGCCUCCAUCAUCGUGUACCACCCCCACGAGCUGCCACAGCACAGUUACUCACCGCUCACACCAUCAACACUGCUGACGCCCUGAGGGUGAGGUAUCCUGCUGCCAAGUUGGUCAUCUGUCAGGACUUUGACAGAUUAGAUAUCAACGAUAUCCUACACCAGCUACAUCUCACCCAGGUCGUGGACUUCCCCACCCACCAGCAAGCCAUCCUUGACCUUAUACUGACAGACCUGGGCCAGCAGUACUCGCCCCCCAAGCUGCUGCCUCCCAUGGGACGGAGCACCCACCUCUCCAUACUGUGGACACCCACAGCCACCACCUCGACCCGCCGCCCCAUCCCUGACUCAGCCAUGAGGGAGUUUGGGCAGUGGGUGACACAACACCCGUGGACCGAGGUGCUGGAUGUGGAGGACGUCCACUUAAAAUAGCAAAAUUACGUCGCCACCACCACAGAAGCCUUCCACCGCUACUUCCCAGCCAAGAGCGUCACAACGCACCUGUCUGAUGUCCCCUGGAUGACGCCCCGCAUUAAAAGACUCGAGCGUCAGCGGACCUGGGCAUUCCACUCCUGCCCGGUCCUAUACAGGAAAAUAAGAAACAGAGUGAUCAGGGAGAUUAAGGCUGCAAAGGCAAGCUAUUACCCAGACAAGAUACACCACCUCAAGCUGACCAACAACAGAUAGUGGUAUGCUAAGAUCAAAGCUUUGUGUGGCCUACAAAAGCACACUUCAUCUCUUCCUUGCACCUCACACCUUCCUGCUAAUCUCGUGGCUCAGAUGAACGAUCACUGUGCUGCUAUCUGUCAAACCUUUCCUCCCCUCCACAUCACUCCGCUUCCUGCCUAUCUUUCCGCUCCCUCCCAUCCCCCAAGUGUCCAGGCGGUGGAUGUUUUUAAGAGAAUACUCAAAUUCAAACCAAGAUCCACCACACCCACUGACCUUCCUAUAAAAAUUUAUAAGGAAUUUGCUGUAGAGCUAGCAACACCGCUAUGCUCCAUAAUAAACGCCUCACUCUCCCAACACUUGCCCCGCGGACUGGAAGACAUCUUACGUCACCCCCAUCCCCAAAACUUCCAGUCCACAGUCACUCAAUGACCUCAGGCCAGUCUCUAUCACCCCCAUCCCUAGCCUUAUUUGUGAGGAUUUUGUGUAUGAAUGGGCCUACACCAAAAUUUGUAAUACCGUAGAUAUCAGACAAUUUGGAAAUAUUAAAGCCACCUCCACCUCCUAUUACCUGACCAGCUUCCUUGAAUUCAUCCACAGCCACCUGGACAAGCGAAACACCUCUCUAGCUGUUGCUUUUGUGGACUUCAAAAAAGCCUUUGAUCUUGUUGAUCACACUCUUGUCAUCAGCAAGGCAGUAAGUCUAGGUCUCCCUCCUAACCUGAUAGCGUGGCUAGCCGACUUCCUCACAGGGUGGCGUCAGGCCGUUCGCUAUCAGGGCUGUCUCUAAUUUCCAACAGCUGACAUGUGGGGUCCCCCAGGUGACCAAGAUGGGUCCUCUAUGCUUCCUCCUCCUCAUUAACGACGCCCUCACUGACACCCCCCAUCGCUGGAAGUAUGUGGACGACUGCACUGGGCGUCCCAGUUUCCACCAAGAACCCGGACUACUCGCCACUGCAAGCAAUUCUGGAGCGACUGCAGAUGUGGAAGGAGGAGAGCAGGAUGACCAUCAACCACAGCAAAACUGUGGUGAUGCAUUUCUGUACCUCCUCUGUACCAGUGCCCCCUCCCCAACUCACAGUGGGCCCUCACCCCCUCCAGGUGGUCCGAUGUGCCAAGCUUCUUGGAGUCACGGUGAACGACCAGCUGACCUGGAAGCAGCAUGUCGCCAGCACCGUAAGAUCAGCUACCUACAGGCUGUACAUGCUGCGCAGACUCAGGUCGCUGGGGACGCUGACAGAUGAGUUAAGGGGGGUGUACCUCACCUUCAUCCUCCCCAAACUCAUGUACGCCUCCCCAGCGUGGUCCUCCUUCCUCACACACACUCAACAGCUACAGCUAGAGAGUGUGCAGAAAAGAGCGUGCAGGGUCAUCCUUGGCCCUGCAUACACCACCUAUGAAGAAGCCCUGACCACCCUGAGUCUGUCCAGACUAUCCACCAGGCACCAAGAGGCUCUGGAGAAGUUUGGAAGGGGACUACUGCAUCAUCCACGUCUCAGAAACAUGCUGCCGCCUGACGCACCUCGCCCAGUCCGUGCCACCAGACACCACAACAAGAUAAUGCCCCUAAAGGCGCCACGCACGGACCAGUACAGACUCAGUGCGAUUCCCAGCAUGGUGCGAGCCAUCACUCAAUAGUCCCUUCUAGAUUAGACUUACCUUUAGGAUUAAUGUUAAGUAUUUCCCCACCCCCUCUGUACAUUUUCAGUUUUUAACUGCCUAAAUAAUAAACCAAUUAUUAUUAUUAUUAUUAUUAUUAUUAUUAUUAUUAUUAUUAUUAUUAUUAUUAUUAUUAUUAUUAUUAUUAAUUAAUAACUAGCUUUUUAUUAAUAACAUUUAUGUUUAUGAUUUUCAAGCUUAAUUUAUCUGCUUUUCAGAAUGCUUAAGUCUUCUCCACUUAACAUUUCUACAACUGAUCUCAAGUGAAGUGAAUUCAUUGUUACUUUACUAUUUCAAGAAUGAACUGCAUUUGUUACAAAUUAUUGUAUAAUAUUAUAUUUAGUUACCUACAUUAUAUAUUGUAUUCACUUAUAUAUAUUCAUAAAUCUGUC
This is a messenger RNA of Scylla paramamosain (green mud crab), 4649 nucleotides long. RefSeq lists its product as uncharacterized. The transcript has 5 exons. NCBI's taxonomy places the organism in Eukaryota, Metazoa, Arthropoda, Malacostraca, Decapoda, Portunidae. The record is from RefSeq and is a predicted model, not a curated record. Bases 1249 to 2364 code for a protein of 371 amino acids.